Drechmeria coniospora is the source of this 1980-nucleotide messenger RNA. Its product is annotated as Hexokinase. Gene Ontology annotation, biological process: glucose 6-phosphate metabolic process; intracellular glucose homeostasis; glycolytic process. Gene Ontology annotation, molecular function: D-glucose binding; ATP binding; mannokinase activity. The transcript has 5 exons. Lineage: Eukaryota; Fungi; Ascomycota; Sordariomycetes; Hypocreales; Ophiocordycipitaceae. The record is from RefSeq and is a predicted model, not a curated record. Gene Ontology annotation, cellular component: mitochondrion; cytosol. Bases 1 to 1980 code for a protein of 659 amino acids.
AUGGCCAAAGCCAAAGCCAGAUGCCGCACGAGGUGGCCACUCCGUCGACCUCGCAUCCUGCCGUUCGCCGUCGUGGCCGCUGCAGCAACGGUCCUCGCUCUCGCUCUCUUUGUGCUGCAGCUCCCGCUCCCGGCGCCCGUCGACUUCUUCUCCCACUCGUUCUCUCACGACCGUUCCCGUUCCCGUUCCCAUCAUCCUUACUUCUCCAGGCCACCGUAUGUCCCGGCUGCGCGCCUCGAGCCUGCAUCUGAUAUUUGCUUGAAGCCAACUCCCUUUCCGUUUCCCAUCUCGAACAUUCCGCUCGCCGCCUCCCACCCCCUCACCAUGGCUCUCGCGGCCGAGACGACCCGCGUGGUCUCGCUCUUCGACUUUUCCGACGCUGACGUCAACGCUCACGUCCAAGAAUUUUUGCGCCAGAUGAGCGAAGGGCUGAAGAGGGACGGCACGAGCAUCAGCCAGAUCCCGACCUACGUCACCGGCGUCCCCGAUGGCACCGAAAAGGGCCUCUACCUGGCCGUCGAUCUCGGCGGAACCAACUUUCGCGUCUGUUCCGUCAUGCUCAACGGAGACACGACCUUCAACCUCACCUACAACAAAGUCGCCAUCCCCAAGGAUCUCAUGGUCGCCAAGACGUCCCGGGAGCUGUUCGCCUUCCUCGCCAAGCAGAUCGAGCUCUUCCUGCGGGAGCACCACGCCGACCACUUCGAGAGCAGCACCCGCCGCCGGCACACGGCCAGCACCCCGCAGGGCUACCGGGAUGAGCACAUCUUCCGCCUCGGCUUCACCUUCAGCUUCCCCGUCAAGCAGCUCGGCAUCAACAAGGGCAAGCUCAUCCGGUGGACAAAGGGCUUCGACAUCCCCGACGCCAUCGGCAAGGACGUCUGCGCCCUGCUCCAGGCCGAGAUCGACAGGCUGCGCCUGCCCGUCAAGGUCGCCGCUCUCGUCAACGACACGGUCGGAACGCUCAUGGCGCGCUCCUACACGUCGACGGGAAAGCACCGCUCCAUCCUCGGCGGCAUCUUCGGCACCGGCACCAACGGAGCCUACAUCGAGAAGACGAAAAACAUCACGAAGCCGAUCGAGGGCCAGUACGACACCACGACGGGCGAGAUGGUCGUCAACACGGAGUGGGGCUCCUUCGACAACCAGCUCAACGUCCUUCCCUCGACCCCCUGGGACCGCGCGCUUGACGGCUCGAGCGUCAACCCGGGCAUCCAGAUGUUCGAGAAGCGCGUGUCGGGCAUGUUCCUCGGCGAGAUUGUCCGCCUGGCCGUCCUGGACAUGAUGAAGAACGACGAGGUGUCCCUCUUCAAGGACAUCGACUCGAGCUUCAACGACUGGAGGACGACGACCAACAUCAGCUCCGAGUCGGGCGUCCUCCGGGCCUGGGGCCUCGACAGCGCCAUCCUGUCGGUGGCCGCCUCCGACAACAGCCCCGAGCUGUCGACGCUGCGUCAGGAGCUGGAGAACAACCUUCACGUGUACAACCCGUCCUUGGAGGAUGCGCAGUCCUUCAAGGCCGUGGCCAACGCCGUCGUGCGACGUGCCGCGAGGCUGUCGGCCGUGGCCAUCGGCGCCGUCGCCCUGCAAUCCGGCAAGCUUGACGACCCGGAGGAAGAGGUCCUGGACAUCGGCGUCGACGGCAGCCUCGUCGAGCACUACCCCUUCUUCCGCGACAUGAUCUACGAGGCGCUGGUCGCCGUCGACGGCAUCGGCCCCGAAGGCGCCAAGAAGAUUCGCAUCGGCAUCGCCAAGGACGGCAGCGGCGUCGGCGCCGCCCUCAUCGCCCUCGUCGCGCAACGCAUGGAGAAGCCCGGCGAUUUCCUGGCCGAUCUGCGCGGCGACAUCAAGCGCAGCCUGGACGCGAUGCAAGCCAACAACGCCAUUGACGAACCAUCCAUGUCGACGACUGCGCUCGUCGUCGGCGGCCUCAUCGGUGUUGCCGCCAUCGCCGCCAUCUGGUACAACAGGCAACGGUGA